AUGAAUAGUAGAUAUCAAAUUAACUUAAAGUAAAAGCUAGGAAGUGGAAUGUAUGGAACUGUAUAUACAGCUAUUGACACAUUGACAAAUGAAAUUGUAGCUGUAAAACAAAUGAACAAAUAGGAACUCGGAUUAGACAAUAAAAUAUUUAGAUAAGAAGUUGAAUCUAUGUAGAGUAUACCUUAUUAAAAUGGUUAGAAUGGUUCAUAAUAUUUAAUAAGGUAAUAUUAAUUAUGUAAUUAAUACAAGAUAUAAGGAUUUCUAUUAGUGUUCUAAUUUCAAUAAUAUUGUAAUGGAAUGUUUUUAAGAUUCUUUGGAUCUUAAUUCUUAUAUAGAAAAGAAAGGGUAAAUUUGUGAAGAUGAUGCCCUACAAAUAUUUUAUUAGAUUGCUUCAGGGAUAAGUUUCUUACAUGACAUGCAUAUUGUACAUAGAGAUAUUAAACCAUCCAAUAUAUUGAUUAGAACUAAACCAAAAUUAGAAAUCAAAAUAAUUGAUUUUGGAUUUGCAAGAUUAUUAAAUGAUGAAUAAACUACUUCUAGAACAUAUGUUGGAACUCCUAUGUAUAUGAGUCCAUAAACAAAAUUAUUGUAUUAAUUAUAAAUUUAAAUUUAGAUCAUAAUAUGAUCCAUAUGCUAAUGAUAUUUGGAGUCUAGGAGUUUUAUUGUUUUUUAUGGUUACUUAACAUUAUCCAUGGAAAUCUAAAAAAAGUGAUUAAUUAGAAAAAGAAAUGCUUAAUUAUGUUGCAUAAUAAAUUCAAAUCAAUAUUAAUGGGAUUCCAUAAUAUGCAAAAGAAUUAAUUAUGGAUUGUUUAUAGGUUGAAGAAUCUGCCAGAAUUAAAGCUAAUGAUUUAGCAUGGAAAACAAAAAGAAUUAUAUAAAUUAUUAUUGACAAAUCUUGUUAACCUAUUUUUAAAUUGCCCAAAUUUAAAUGGGAAUAAUUAGAUGGAUAUAGACCUUCUCUAAAAUAUCCAUUUAUUAAUAAGGAACAACUUGAAUAGUUAGAAUUAUGA
Paramecium sonneborni is the source of this 1010-nucleotide messenger RNA. The record is from the annotation of a GenBank genome assembly. Lineage: Eukaryota; Ciliophora; Oligohymenophorea; Peniculida; Parameciidae.